AGGCCCAGGUGGAAGGAAGUCUUGACCGUGGUGGAUUAGUUCCUGACAGCAGCAGCAGGAGGGAAUGGUGGAAAGGGGUAUCAGACGAAAUAACAGGACAAUUUCCUAUCAAGACGGCCCAAUAAAAAAUAUUUUAUAGGAAGGAAGAAUCUUCAGCUUCUCAAGCCCUGCCAUUACAGCCAGUCAACUGCAUAGAGUACAGCUCCUCUAGUUGAGAUGAAGCCUAGAAGAAGUCCUGCCUGGCCCAUCACAGAGUCUAUGCCGCUACCUUAAGCUUUAGAGGGGAAUGAUGAAAUUAGAUAAAAAAUAAAGUGGAAGAGUGGAGGACCGCACCCCCCAGCAUCCCCCAAAAGCAGCAUGGCAGGACUCCAGCUGGUCACCCCCGCCUCCAAUCCCAUGGGCCCUUUCUUUGGUCUCCCGUGGCAACAGGAGGCCAUCCACGACAACAUCUACACGCCUAGGAAAUAUCAGGUUGAACUUCUUGAAGCAGCUCUUGAACACAAUACUAUUGUCUGCUUAAAUACUGGCUCAGGGAAGACCUUUAUUGCAGUACUCCUAACUAAAGAGCUCUCCCACCAAAUCCGGGGAGACUUAGUCGAACAGGGGAAGAGGACAGUUUUCCUGGUGAAUGCAGCAUCGUCUGUGAUUCAGCAAGCAGCUAGUGUUAGGACCCACUCUGAUCUCCAGGUUGGAGAAUACAUGUGUGUGGAGAAGACCUCAUCAUGGUCCAGGGAAAAGUGGAGCCAAGAAAUGAUUGAGAAUCAGGUGCUCGUUAUGACGUGCCAUAUCUUCCUGCAUGUGCUGAAGAGUGGAGUGUUGCCACUAUGGAAACUCAACCUGGUGGUGUUUGAUGAGUGUCACCUGGCAAUCACGGACCAUCCCUACCGGGAUAUAAUGAAGCUAUGUGAGGGCUGUCCGUGCAGCCCUCGGAUCCUGGGCCUCACUGCAUCCAUUUUGAAUGGUAAAUGUGACCCGUCUGAACUGGAACAGAAGAUCCAGAACUUGGAGCGGAUCCUGCGGAGCAAUGCAGAGACAGCUACUGACCUCGUUGUCCUUGACAGAUAUGCCUCCCAGCCCAGAGAGGUGGUACUGGACUGUGGACCCUACCUGGACAAGAGCGGCCUUUCAGAGCAUCUACUGAGCGAGCUGGACGGGGCUCUCCACUUCCUCAACGACUGCAACAUACCUGUGCCUCGAGAGGACAGAGACCCCACCUUCAUAUCCAAACAGGUGCUGAGUGACUGCCGGGCGGUGCUGCUGGUGCUGGGGCCGUGGUGUGCCGACAAGGUGGCUGGCAUCAUGGUGAGGGAGCUGCAGAAGUACAUCAAACACGAACAGGAAGAGAUCAACAGGAAGUUCCUMCUCUUCACCGACACCAUCCUGAGGAAGGUCCACGCCCUGUGUGAGGAACUCUUCUCCCCGGCCUCUCUGGACCUGAAGUUUGUGACCCCGAAGGUCAUCCGCCUCCUGGAGAUCCUCCAUGAGUACAAGCCCUUUGAGAGGCAACAGUUUGAGAGUGUGGAGUGGUACAACAACCGCAACGAGGACAACUACGUGUCGUGGAGUGACUCGGAAGACGAAGACGAGGAUGAGGAGGUGGAGGUGAAGGAGAAACCCGAGGCUAACUUCCCCUCGCCGUUCACCAACAUCCUGUGUGGGAUCAUCUUCGUUGAGAGGCGCUACACGGCCGUCGUCCUCAACCGGUUAAUAAAGGAGGCAGGGAAACAGGACCCGGAGCUGGCCUACAUCAGCAGUAACUUCAUCACAGGACACAGCAUCGGAAAGAACCAGCCACGCAACAAGCAGAUGGAGGUGGAGUUCAGGAAACAGGAAGAGGUUCUGCGUAAAUUCCGUGCCCACGAGACCAACCUGCUCAUAGCGACCAGCAUCGUGGAGGAAGGUGUAGAUAUUCCCAAGUGUAACCUGGUGGUGAGGUUUGACCUGCCCACUGAGUACAGGUCCUACGUUCAGUCUAAAGGCCGAGCCAGAGCCCCUGUCUCCAACUACGUCAUGCUGGCUGAAAGUGAGAGGACCAAGACCUUCGAGGAAGACCUGAAGACCUACAAGGCCAUAGAGAAGAUCCUGAGAAACAAGUGUUCCAAGGCAGCGGGGGUCGGUGACUUUGAGGUGGAACCGGUGCAGGAUGAUGACAACAUCCUGCCUCCCUACGUGCUCCGCUCUGAGGAAGGAGGGCCCCGCGUCACCAUCAACACYGCUAUCGGACACAUCAACAGAUACUGUGCCCGUCUGCCCAGUGACCCGUUUACCCACCUGGCACCUAAGUGUAAGACCAAGGAGCUGAAGGAUGGGCGCUACCAGUCAACCCUCUACUUGCCCAUCAAUUCCCCUCUACGGGUGCCCGUCGCUGGGCCAAUCAUGAACUGUGCACGACUGGCAGAGAAGGCAGUGGCGCUACUUUGUUGUGAAAAUCUUCACAAAAAAGGUGAGUUGGAUGACCACUUGAUGCCUGUGGGGAAAGAGACAGUGAAGUACGAGGAGGAGCUGGAUCUCCAUGACGAGGAGGAGACCAGUGUUCCAGGCAGACCAGGAUCCACCAAGAGGAGGCAGUGCUACCCUAAAGCUAUACCAGAGUGUCUCUCGGGAAGUUACCCUGUACCGGAGCAGUCUUACUACCUGUAUGUGAUUGGCAUGGGUUCCUCACCACCCCUCUGCCCUGAUGAGCUCAACUUCCGCCGCAGGAAACUCUACCCUCCAGAGGGCACUACCAGGUGCUUCGGCAUUCUGACUGCCAAACCUAUACCUCGGUUAACCUACUGCGUUCUACCUCUCAAUGUUGUUGAGGAUUCCAACACUCUAGAUUUGGAUUUUAAAUUCAUGGAGGACAUAGAGAAGUCCGAGGCUCGUGUUGGCAUUCCUACCACCCAGUACACCAAGCAGAAUCCCUUCACUUUCAAACUGGAAGACUACCAGGACGCUGURAUCAUUCCACGGUAUCGUAACUUUGAUCAGCCUCACCGUUUCUACGUGGCUGACGUUUACACAGACCUCACACCACUUAGCAAGUUCCCGUCGCCGGAGUAUGAGACUUUUGCUGAGUACUACAAAACCAAGUACAACCUGGACCUGUCCAACGUAAACCAGCCACUACUGGAUGUAGACACAUCUCCCUGUAGCCUGAACCUGUUAACCCCUCGCCACCUGAACCAGAAGGGGAAAGCCCUGCCGCUCAGCAGUGCAGAGAAGAGGAAGGCCAAGUGGGAGAGUCUACAGAACAAACAGAUCCUGGUCCCAGAGCUAUGUGCCAUCCACCCCAUCCCAGCCUCUCUGUGGAGGAAGGCUGUGUGUCUCCCCAGCAUACUGUAUCGCCUUCACUGCCUGCUCACAGCCGAGGAGCUGAGGGCCCAGACAGCCAGCGACGCUGGGGUAGGAGCCCAGACCCUGCCCUCUGACUUCAGGUAUCCAAACCUGGACUUUGGAUGGAAGAAGUCCAUCGACAGCAAGUCAUUCAUCUGUCUGCGUGAUGAGGAUGAGGAGGAGGAGGAGGAAGAGGACAGCGGUGACGAUAACUGUAAACAGCAGGGCCAGACUGUAGCCCCCGACCCUGGACUUGCUGCUGCUGUUUCCCAGCAUCCCUGUAGUGACUGUCAUGUCUCUUCGCUGCCUGAGGGGUGCGACAUCGGCCAACGCCCCGAAGAUGACAGACCAGAGGACGAGGAGCCCCAGCAGCCAGACUCGGCCUCCCGCACUAGCAUCCUCGCUAACGGCACUGCCCUCAUUGCCAAUGACAACGGUGACCACGCACACCUUCACGACGGACGUGACAACUGCCAAUGUCUCCCGGCUGGUUCUGGUUUGCCACUAGAGAAGGAAAAAGAACUAUCAACAACACAAACCACUACCUCAGUUCUUCCUGUGCAGCUCUCUCCAAGCACAGAGAACCAGAAUCUAACCCCAACACCCCCUCAGCCCCAGCCAGGGACCCAGCCUCCAUCCCCUCAGCCCCAGCCAGGGACCCAGCCUCCACCCCCGCAGCCCCAGCCAGGGACCAGCUCCAUCUCCCUCAGACCCCAGCUCCACAUCCCCCCUCACCCCCAGCAGGACUCCUCAGCCAAGGGACCCAGCCUCCACCCCUCAGCCCAGCCAGGGACCAGCUCCACGCCCAGCCAGCCCAGCUCAGGGACCAGCCCCAUCCCUCAGACAGCUGCUACCCCCUCAGCCCCUAGCAGGACCCAUGCCUCCACCCCUCACCCCCAGACCAGGGACCCAGCCUCCACCCCUCAGCAACCUCAGCCAGGACCAGCCUCCAUCCCCUCAGCCAGGGACCCAGCCUCCACCCCCUCAGCACCCAGCCAGGGACCCCAGCCUCCCAUUCCCCUCCAGACCCACCUCUACCACCUCAGCACCACUACAGCCAGGGACCCAGCCUCCACACCCUCACCCCAACCGCCAGGGACCCAGGCCUCCACCCCCUCAGCUCAGCCAGGCACCCAGGCCUCCAUUCCCUCGACCAACCAGGGACCCAGCCUCCAUCCCCUCAGCCGCCAGCACAGGGACACCACCAGCGCUCCAUCCCCUCAGACCCAGCCUCCACCCCCUCACCCCGCCAGGGACCCACGCUCCACCCCCUCAGCCCAGAGCGAUGAAUGUAGACCAGGGAGGACCUCAGAGCUCCGUGAGGGCGACGGACACCACGUGAAUCAAGCUACCUCAGACUGCUGCAGCCCAGCAACGAUGACGGGGCCCGCCGGCACAGCUCCCAUCACCACAACACCUUUACCUGACCCCUCAGAGGCCCUAGAGAGCCAGGAGAUCACCACCAGCAGCUCUGUAGUGGGGGAUACCCUUGGCCCCUGCCCCAAGACCCUGGGGCCCAACCCUGGGCUCAUCCUUCAGGCCCUGACCCUGUCCAACGCCAGUGACGGCUUCAACCUGGAGCGUCUGGAGAUGCUGGGAGACUCCUUCCUGAAGCACGCCAUCACCACCUACCUGUUCUGUACCUACCCCGAUGCACACGAGGGACGACUCUCCUACAUGAGGAGCAAGAAGGUGAGCAACUGUAACCUGUAUCGUCUGGGAAAGAAGAAAGGUCUUCCUUGCAGGAUGGUGGUGUCCAUCUUUGACCCACCYGUCAACUGGCUGCCUCCUGGCUACGUGGUCAACCAGGACAAGAGCAGCGAAGACAAAUGGGACGAGGAUGAGGUACGUGAUGCUGUGUGUGUUUGUGCACGUGCUCGUGUUUGUUAAUUUGCCUUGUGAAGUUUGUCUUACAUGAGCCUUCUUAGC
Molecule: messenger RNA, 5244 nt
Organism: Salvelinus sp. IW2-2015
Lineage: Eukaryota; Metazoa; Chordata; Actinopteri; Salmoniformes; Salmonidae
Source: RefSeq, a predicted model, not a curated record